GUUCUUAUCUUUGCUAGUUGUGCACUAAGUAUUUACUUGAAGUAGCGAUGGUUGAAAGAUUGUACAAGACAAUGUUAUUAAACUGGAUUGUUUUGAUCCUUUCUCUUCUUUUUUAUGAAGCAUUUAGCUGUCCCGACGGAUGGUCUGCGCAGCAAUCGUCAUGUUACCAUUUCAGUCAUGACAAAGAAGCAUGGGCAAACGCAGUGACAAUAUGUCAAGUACUUGGUGGUCAUGUUGUUGAAAUAGAAGACGCUACAGAAAAUCAGUACCUAGUGUCCCAAGCAAAAAUUGCUAAUACAUCAUUUUGGAUAGGACUGAACGACCUGCAAGAGGAGGGCACUUGGGCAUGGGUAAACAGCAAGGCGGCUGCCUCGUACACCAACUGGGCAAAGGGACAACCAGACAAUGACGUUCGUAACGAAAACUGCGCUCUUAUAACAAAAGGCUUCAACUUUUUAUGGAAUGAUGCACAAUGUUAUAGUCUUCAAAAAUAUAUAUGCGAGAAAACCGCUGAAAACACGAUGAUUGUUGGGUAGACGUAUACAUGCUGCUUGUCUUGAUGAUUAAAAAGUUAAUUUAA
Messenger RNA from Mercenaria mercenaria, 580 nucleotides. Its product is annotated as perlucin-like protein. Bases 48 to 536 code for a protein of 162 amino acids. The transcript is spliced from 5 exons. The record is from RefSeq and is a predicted model, not a curated record. NCBI's taxonomy places the organism in Eukaryota, Metazoa, Mollusca, Bivalvia, Venerida, Veneridae.